UCUGUCAAAGCUGUGUAUCACCGACAGCUUCUCUCUUCUUUCCCCAUCUACCGAACCCUAACCCUAGAUUCGCCCUCGGAGCUUUCCGAUGGGUUGGUCGACUCGCUUCCUUACGGCCGUGGCGUUCCUAACGGUCGGCGUCGUCUUCGCUCCCGAUGUCUUCGGCUCGGGACCGGAAGCCCCCGCCGCUGCCGUCACCGCGGCCAAGCUCUGCCAUCUCCUAGCCUUCGCCACCGCCUGGGGCGCCUCCCUUUGGGUCACCUUUAUCGGUGGCAUUAUCAUGUUCAAGUAUUUGCCGAGGCACCAGUUCGGCAAUCUACAAGGCAAGAUGUUCCCCGCCUACUUCAAGAUGGUUUCUGUGUGUGCGGCGAUUUCGGUGGCUGCGUUUGCUUAUCUCCAUCCGUGGAGGUCGGCCUCAACAAUAGAGAAGUAUCAACUUGGUUUUCUCCUUUCUGCGCUUGGUUUUGACCUUUCCAACCUGAUUGUCUUCACCCCGAUGACUAUUGAGAUGAUGAAGAAGAGGCACAAAGUUGAGAGGGAUCUAAACAUUGGCGAUGAAGUCGGAGUGUCAAAGAACAUGGAAGCGGCAAAAACCAAUCCACAGCUCAAAUCCAUGAACAAGAAGUUCGGAAUGAUUCAUGGCUUGUCAUCACUAGCCAACAUCAUGGCCUUUGGCAGCCUGGCCAUCCAUUCAUGGUACUUGGCUGGCAAGCUCCAUUUCUGAACGAAAGAAAAUUCAAGGUUUCUAUCAAUGUAUUUUAGCUGUGUGUUUUAGCAUUUCCCUAUUCGUGCUGGCCCAAAACAUGGUUCAUGGCUUAUAUACUUCUGUUACAUUAAAAAAUGUUUGGGAAACUCAUCCCUUUAUGUUGCUUGUGCAAAAAUGUUACUCUAGGGUUUCAACUGAAUUCAGCUCAACAUAUUACGGAGCCCAACUGUAAGUUCAAAUUUUUGGUUUCUAAAAAGCUGCUUGAGAUAUAAAGUUCUGCUAUUACCUGAUAAA
This is a messenger RNA of Zingiber officinale, 1000 nucleotides long. RefSeq names its product transmembrane protein 205-like. The transcript has 3 exons. The record is from RefSeq and is a predicted model, not a curated record. The coding region runs from base 89 to 724 and encodes 211 amino acids. Lineage: Eukaryota; Viridiplantae; Streptophyta; Magnoliopsida; Zingiberales; Zingiberaceae.